Messenger RNA from Chionomys nivalis (European snow vole), 363 nucleotides. RefSeq names its product paired box protein 6 homolog. The record is from RefSeq and is a predicted model, not a curated record. NCBI's taxonomy places the organism in Eukaryota, Metazoa, Chordata, Mammalia, Rodentia, Cricetidae. The transcript has 3 exons. Gene Ontology annotation, molecular function: DNA binding. Bases 1 to 363 code for a protein of 120 amino acids.
AUGGAGCAUCCCCACAAGUUCGAGCACAAGAACUCCAACUUGCAGAACCUAGAAGGUGCUGCUUCUUUGGAAAAAGGCAAAGGUGUCGGUGUGGUAGCACCCACCAUGAAGAAUGACGAGGAAAAAAAAGGCUACGGGGACCAGAACCAGCCAACCUUUGAGGCCGCAGCUGAGGUGCAGAAACUCCGAGAUGACAUUGAGCUCCAAGCCAUCUGCACCGCCUUUAGCAGGCUGCAGCUUAGGGAGCUGGACUGCGUCUUCCAACGCACUCAGUACCCCAACGUGUUUGGGCGGAAGGAACUUGGGACACCGGUGAAUGUUGAACCCGAAGCGGAGUCAUGUGAACCAGAAGCAUCCGCGUAG